Sipha flava (yellow sugarcane aphid) is the source of this 1547-nucleotide messenger RNA. RefSeq names its product melanopsin-like. Bases 65 to 1021 code for a protein of 318 amino acids. The transcript has 4 exons. Lineage: Eukaryota; Metazoa; Arthropoda; Insecta; Hemiptera; Aphididae. The record is from RefSeq and is a predicted model, not a curated record. Gene Ontology annotation, molecular function: G protein-coupled receptor activity. Gene Ontology annotation, cellular component: plasma membrane. Gene Ontology annotation, biological process: inflammatory response; positive regulation of cytosolic calcium ion concentration; adenylate cyclase-activating G protein-coupled receptor signaling pathway.
GGUUGUGCCGACGAACGUGACCGCCGCGACGACGUUGGUGCCGACGACUGCGGCGCUCGCGGCGAUGCUGUGCUCAAAGUACCUGUCCGUGCUGGGCGUCCACUUCGGCGUGUCCUACACCGUCGGCAUGCUGGGCAACGCGGCGGCGCUUUACGUGCUCCGCAGGACCCGCGACGGCGGCCACCGCAAGUACGCGUUCAUGUUGCGGUGCCUGAUCGUUAACGACGCGGUCGCGCUCAACGGGCUGCUGGCCAUGUUCUUCGCGAACGCGUACCGGCCGGGCACGAAGGUGUCCACUGCGUGGACGUGCCGGUCCCGCGUCCUGUUGCGCUUCGUCUCGGUCGAGUCCGGUCCCGCGGUCACCUUCGUCAUGGCCGCCGAACGGUGGCUGGCCCUCACCAAGCCGUUCGUAUACCAAAAGUGCAUAAACCUUUGGUUUUUGAAAAAAACGAUGUUCGCGCUUUGGUUUGGCGUGUUGUGUCUGGCGUGCGCACCAUUUUUCGGGUUCGGCAUUUAUUGGGAUGAGGAUUCGUCGACGUGCGUGCGGUACCGACACGCUAAAAAAACUUUAGACGUGAUGUACGUUUACGUGUACUUUUCCGUCGGUUUAUUGCAGUGCUUGUCAACAUUAUACAUGAAUUUCAAAGUUAUGAGAUUAUUGAAUGUGAAAAACGUAAGUCGGGGAAAGUUAUUGACGUGCGCAGUGGCUACCAAGAGAGAAAAAUCGUUUAGCUGGCUUAUGUUGUUGUUGAGCGUCACGUUUCUCUUUUGUUGGAUCCCGCAUGUGGUGUUAAUACCGUUAAACAGGUUAAUUGACGACGACAAUAAGAUGCGUCCAUUCAAUAUUGUUAGUGACAUGCUGAUUGUGGUUCACAUUAUAUUAGACCCAUACUUGUACGUAUUGCAGCACUGGAAGUUGAUCAGGUCGGCUUUCCUACAACCACAUAGUGAUGAAAAUAUUAAAGGUAUUGCAGUUAUAUACCACAGUAGCUCUACGAAAAAGUUAUGUGAAGUAUCGUAGGUGAAGACAUAGUCGGUAUAUUAAUAUUUAUGAUACAUUAUAUUUGUCAUGGUGUAAUUAUAAAAUAUUGGUUUGGACUAGUGCUCGUCAUUACACGUAUAAUGAAUUACACGGGUACAUUUGUUCUUAUUUUAACGAGAUUAAGGUCCGUGUAUUCACGAUACACGUGCAUACUACCCGUGUACCCGACAUUACCCGUGCACCUGACAUUAUCCGUAUAUGAUGUCCGAUCAAAAUAUUCUCGAAUUAUCGUUCUUAAAAAUAGAAAAAUUACAGUAUCGUAAAUGUAAAUGUUAUUAAUUAGAUAAAUCGUUGUAUUUUCAAAUAAAUCAUAAAUGUUACGGAUAAUAAUUACACAACCAAUGGGUAUUAAAUACAUGAGUAUCGGUAAAAAAUAUCCAUGUAUUCCAAACACGAAUAUUAAUAUUGCUUUUUGAUAUUUGUCUCCGGGUCACUUGUACACGUGUAUUUAGGGACGGCUUCAGAGUCUUGGUUAGGGGGGGGGGGGGGUUAAGUUAUAAUUUUA